AUGAACAGCAGCAGUGCAGUUUUGAGACGGAUGGAGCCCACCAUCCCCGCCAUCAUGUUCAUUUUUGGGGUCAUCAGUAACCUGAUCGCCAUCGUCGUGCUCUGUAAGUCGCGCAGGGAGCAGAAGGAGACCACCUUCUACACGUUGGUGUGCGGGCUGGCGGUCACCGAUCUGUUGGGGACCGUCCUCGCGAGCCCGGUGACCAUCGCCACGUACGUGAAGGGCGCGUGGCCCGACGGAGAGCCGCUUUGUCAGUACUUCGGCUUCGUGCUGCUCUUCUUUUCUCUAGCCGGACUGAGCAUCAUAUGUGCCAUGUCGAUCGAGAGAUACAUCGCCAUCAAUCCCACGUAUUACUACAACGAUUACGCGGACAAGAGACUCGCGGGCGUCGCGCUCGUGGCCAUUUACGCAUCGGACGCGCUCUUUUGCGCACUGCCGGGUGUCGGUUUUGGAGAGGUGAAGAUGCAGUACCCGCAGACCUGGUGCUUCAUCGACUGGAGGACUAAUGUCAGCGCACACGUGGCUUUCUCUUACAUGUACACUGGCUUCAGUUCGGUUCUGGUGACGGUGACGGUGACGGUGGUCUGUAACGUUCUGGUGUGUUGCGCUCUGAUCCGGAUGCACCGGCGGUUCGUCAGACGCACUUCUCUCGGUGCCGACGCGUCUGAUCCCGGCAGGAACCCAAACUUCGGUCGUCUCGCUGGUGCUGAGGUGCAGAUGGUGAUUCUGCUCAUCGCCACCUCGGCUGUGGUGCUCAUUUGUUCCAUUCCUCUCGUCGUCCAAGUGUUUCUCAACCAGAUUUAUAAGACGGAGGUGGAGAAACGGCUGGAGAAAAAUCCAGAUCUAUUGGCCAUCCGGUUCGCCUCAACCAACCCCAUUCUGGAUCCUUGGAUCUAUAUUCUGCUGCAAAAAGCGCUUCUCUCGAAGGUGAUCCAGAACAUCAAGUGUCUUUUCUGCAAGAUGGGUUCUCAACAGAGUCAAAGCGGCUUCCAGUGCAGAGACGGACGGCAGUUGUCCUCCAGAGAUUCGCCAUCUGACGCGCCUCAGGAACUUAGAGACGUCACGAGUAUGUCGCAGACGGGACUGUAUUUACCUGAGAGAGAUCUGGACACCUGUCAAUCAUCUGAAGUCUCUUCUCAGAGUGGUUUGAAGAAGGAGACAAACUCUGAAUGCACAGAACAAGCCUUACAAAGGACUCUAACCAGUGAGUGUUUUCAAGAGAAGAGUAUUUAACAUCUUUUCUCUCUCGUGCACUUUGAUCUUGUGUAACAUGUCAACUCAAGCUGUGUCUGUCAUUACAGAUAAAGUUCAUGAUCACUAAAGAACCUGUUUUUUAUUUGAGUGAAAUAGUGCUUCUCUAACCGUUAAGGGUUUGUUGGAUCAGUCAGGUAUGGUUUAUAGAAUGCUGAAAACAUCUCUAACUGCAUGUUUGUUUUGGUCAAGAUCAACACGACGCUAGAGGAAAUAACCUAGAUUCAAUGUUUUUGUAAAGGAUUUCCCCCAGAAUCACAGGCAGCAUGUUUCAUGAUGCAUUUAAUGAUGCUCUGCAUAAAUGUCUGAACAAACUUCAUGAAGGAACAACUAUAUGUACAUACAGAGAGAAACUGACAGAAUCAUUCAACUUGAGUGAAAGGAGUUCUUUAUGAUGUAAAUUCAGACAGGUUACGUGUUGUUUUGACUGAAUAUCAGUUUUCAUGGAAAUGAGUUAAAGGGUCUCUUGGGGCCAGAAAAGAACUGUGAGAGAGUGAGACUGAGCAGAUCUGACAACCUUCAUGACAUUUCAGAAACAUUCUCAAUGAUCAGCAUACUGUUUAAAAACAAACCCGUGACAUUCAAACUGUUCCCAUGAAACUGAGGUCAAUUACAACACUAAUCUUUGUUUACAUCAGUCAGAUCAAAGCAAAGAUGACAUCAUGUCGACCUCAUUUCCAUGCGUUAAAAAACUUACGAUAUUAUGUGCAAACAAGUACAAAAACAAUAUAAUAGUACAGUAUUUCAAAAACAAAAGUUUAAAUAUUGAAAUUUUGAUAAAUGCCCCUUUAAGCUCAAGUUUCUGAUGCCAUGAAGAAUGUGUGAAAAACAAACAUGAUU
Messenger RNA from Triplophysa rosa, 2091 nucleotides. RefSeq names its product prostaglandin E receptor 4 (subtype EP4) a (gene ptger4a). Gene Ontology annotation, molecular function: prostaglandin E receptor activity. The record is from RefSeq and is a predicted model, not a curated record. The transcript is spliced from 2 exons. Gene Ontology annotation, biological process: negative regulation of inflammatory response; inflammatory response; positive regulation of cytosolic calcium ion concentration. The coding region runs from base 1 to 1233 and encodes 410 amino acids. Gene Ontology annotation, cellular component: plasma membrane. NCBI's taxonomy places the organism in Eukaryota, Metazoa, Chordata, Actinopteri, Cypriniformes, Nemacheilidae.